Molecule: messenger RNA, 4378 nt
Organism: Pteropus alecto (black flying fox)
Lineage: Eukaryota; Metazoa; Chordata; Mammalia; Chiroptera; Pteropodidae
Gene: FIGNL2
Product: fidgetin like 2
Exons: 2
Coding region: 2405-3766 (453 amino acids)
Source: RefSeq, a predicted model, not a curated record
UUGCCUGCAAGCUGCUCACCUCCUGCUGUAUGGCCCCCUAACAGGCCACAGACCGGUAGUGGUCCAUAGCCUGGGGGUCGGGGACCCCUGCUUCAUAUGACCCUGAAACCAGAACCGCUUGUGAUUUCUGAUGUCCCAGGAAAUUACCCCCUGAUACCAGAUAAUGCCUCUCUUAUUGGGAGACCCAUCAGUAGGAGCUGAGGAGCUUGCAUAUCUGCUCCCUAUAGACCUCACACUCAGCUCUUCCCUCUUGCCAUUGGUGGUCGGGAUCACCUCUCAGAUGGAGGCGAAAUAACCUUAAGGACUCUCCUUUUUAAGUUUUAGUAUCUUUGGCUCGUGCCUUCCCUAGGACAGUGAGGGUAAACAGUUUUACUUUCAAAGACUGUCCUCUCUCACUGAUGUCAGGUCGCAGACAUAGGAGGUGGUGCUGUCAACAAGCUGCUGCAAGUAAGGGCAACUGUGGAGAACCCGAGAAGUUACUUGUUUAUUUUCAGCCUCUUCUUCUACCAUUCCCCCUACAUACACCUACUCCCAAGACUCGGUGAUCCAACGUUUCUUAGUGCUCCCUCCAGGCUUGCAAUGUAUGGUUAUGUAGGUCGUGCACUGCACGUAAGCUCUAUUUCUAAAGGGACAUGAUUCACAUCAUAGAUACAGUAGAUUUGUAGAUUUAUUAUGACAAUGUUUCAGAAAGGCAAUAAAUUGUCUUGAGGAAGGGAACAGGGAAUAGGGCAUACGAGCUAACCCAACUCAACCUUUCUGAAUGCAUUGUGCUCUGUACCUUUAAAGGUGCUGGAACCCUCUAGCCUGUCUGGUCAAUUUGGUCCCUCACCCUUCAAGGUCAAGUGAAGACACCACUUCCCCUGGUGAGGCCAUCUCAACUAGGCAUGGCACAUUUCCCUGAGCCUCGGAACCCUUGGCACACACCUCUAUUUUCUCACCUCACGAACGAUGUUGUCUCUCUCCUCUGCCCAGCUGAACAAUCAUAUUCACCUUGCAAUCUGGCCCCUUACCGAGCACAGCACUUAGUAUUUGCUCAAUAAAAAAUUUGUUGAAGAGAGAACGUUGAACUUGUAAGGCUAAUCGUCCUGCCAAAAGCUUAGGUUUAAGAAAUACUCAUCAACAAAAACUGUCUCUGGCGUGUCAUGGGUCUAUUUAGUCUGAGAUUUUAGCCUUGGAGCAGGCUAACCCAUUGGAGCCAUGUGCGGGGAGAGUGCAGUUCCCCAGGCCCUGAAUCCCUUUACCAGUGUUUGGCUCAUACCUUGACUGGUGCUGAGUAACAGUGUAAGAAACAGCCAUGUAAUAUUUCUGCUGUGUUUGUGGCAUGGCUUCCUAAGAUGAGAUUAUUACAUUUCACAGGUGUGCUUCCUGAGGUCUAUGAAAAAAAGUUCUGUGAUCUUUAUGUCAGGAACAUUUUGCUGCUUUUGACUAUGGUGGUGUUUUUUACUUUGCAAAGUGAGUUAUUCGAUUACUAGGAAGCUCAGAAACAAAUCUAUGACCCACUUUCUAUGAUAUGCACUAACUUUGCAUUGCUGUGAACUAACUUUCCCCCAUCUUCUCUGAAAUAUGAUUCGUCUGUUCUAAAUAGCCUUUCUGUAUUGUGGUGAAACAUUUUGGGAAUGAGGCAGGUGGCAGCGCCUGCCCUGGGCACACAACCAUCAUGUGCAGAAAUGGGUCUGGAACCCAGGUGUUCUGACUUCAUCAGGCAAAAAACUAAAAGAAACCGAAUGGAAAGGAGGUGAAUGCUUCUGGGUCAGUGUCUAGGGUUUCCUAGGGACGAUGAAGCACUGCCAAAGACCCAUAUCCCUCACUUCAGACCUAAAGAGGGCCCUGGAAUCUCUGGGAAGGCUGAGACGAACAGAGCACUUAGGACUAUCAAACUGCUGGGCCACCAGGCUAGAGGCCCUGCAGCAGGCCUCGCUCAUUUUUACAUAACACUAGUGCCUCUGUAGUGCCUAUCUAGCACAUGGUAGGUGUGCAGCAAACAGCUGUUACCAAAUAAGCCACAUUUGGGUUUCACUAAUCCUAGGUCUGGGGUGCCCCAUCCAUUGCCAGACCCCCUUCACUUAUAUUAGGUUUGAAAGUGAGGACCAUGUGUCCUAGAGGGCAGUAUUGGUGUUGCCAGGACAAAAUAAUAAUCGCUGCCUAUGUGGUGAAGUUAGGAGCAAACAUGUCGUUUCCAGAUACUUCUUGGCUCUAAGGGAAGUCUUUUUAGAUAACUUUAAUCCUGGGACUGAGGGACAAGGAUUGUGCACUUGGUGCUGGAGAAGGUGCCCCAGGAGGGUGGUGGAUGCCAGAGAACCAGGCUGUCCCAAGCUUCGGUCCCAGUGGGUUGGCCUGUGGCUAGCAGUCUGUGGGUUCUGCAGGACCUAUCUAGCCCCUUCCUUCUCGCCUGCAGCUGUCGAAGAUGCACUGGACACCGGAACACGCCCAGCCCCUCAACCAGUGGCCAGAGCAGCACCUGGACGUCUCCUCCACCACCCCAUCGCCAGCCCACAAGUUGGAGCUGCCCCCUGGGGGUCGCCAGCGCUGCCACUAUGCUUGGGCACACGAUGACAUCUCUGCCCUCACUGCCUCCAACCUCCUCAAGCGCUAUGCAGAGAAGUACUCUGGAGUCUUGGACUCGCCUUACGAGCGACCCGCCCUGGGCGGCUACGGCGAUGCCUCCUUCCUCAACGGUGCCAAGGGGGACUCCGAGCCCUGGCCAGGGCCAGAGCCACACUACCCCUUGGCCUCACUCCACGAGGGCCUUCCGGGGACCAAGUCAGGCAGUGGGGGCGGCUCCGGCGGCCUCGGGGGCUCCCCGGUUUUAGCCGGGAACCUACCUGAACCCCUCUAUGCCGGCAAUGCGUGCGGGGGCCCAUCGGCGGCAUCUGAAUACGCGGCGGGCUACGGCGGCGGGUACCUGGCCCCCGGUUACUGCGCGCAGACUGGCACCGCGCUGCCUCCGCCGCCCCCUGCCACGUUGCUGCAACCUCCACCUCCGCCGGGCUAUGGCCCCUCAGGGUCUCUGUACAACUACCCCGCAGGGGGCUAUGCCGCACAGCCCGGCUACGGGACUCUGCCACCGCCUCCGGCCCCGCCACCGACCUCCUACUUGCCCUCCGGCCUGGCGGCGCCCACGCCCCUGCCUGCGCCCGCCCCGCCGCGGCCCGCGCCCACCUCCUACAGUUUCCAGGCUGCUUCUCCUGGCGUGGAGGCCGGGGUGUCGCUGAAGCGCAAGGCCACGGACGAGGGUGCAGAGGGCCGUUACCGCAAGUAUGUCUACCAGCCCGCCAAGGCUCCGGCGGCCGACGGCGCAUCCUACGCCUCCGUGGACAACGGCGAGUGUCGAGGCAACGGGUUCCGAGCGAAGCCGCCGGGAGCUGCGGAGGAGGCAUCUGGCAAGUACGCAGGGGGCGUCCCCCUCAAGGUCCUGGGCUCCCCGGUCUACGGUCCACAACUCGAGCCCUUUGAAAAGUUUCCAGAGCGCGCCCCGGCGCCGGCUCCCCGCGGGGGCUUCGCCGUGCCGUCGGGGGAGCCUCCCAAAGGUGUGGACCCAGGAGCCCUGGAGCUGGUGACGAGCAAGAUGCUGGACUGCGGGCCCCCGGUGCAGUGGCUGGGGCAGCUCUGCCGGCAGGCAGCGGCCGGAGCGGGACUCCCGGGGCUGCAGCGCCCCGUCUCCUACAAGGACUUGGAGGCGGCGCUGGUCAAAGUGGGCCCCAGGACCUCCCCCAAGGACCUGGACUCGUACGUGGAAUGGGACAAAAUGUAUGGCUUCGGACACUGACGGCGCGCAGGGGAGGCCGCGGGAGCCGCCCCCCCCUCCCCGCCCCCUCCGUUUGGGAGGGAUGUCUUUAACUCACCGGGUUGGGAGGGUGCGAGUGAUGAAUGUGCAGUGGGAGAGGGGAGGGGACUGCCGGUGACUUUUUUUCGUGGGAAGGAAAAGUCUUCUGCUAGGCAGAUAGAUGCCAUAUGCGCUGUGUACUCAGGUUUUUCCUAUUUAUUGUGGACGGGAAGCUCGCCAUCUCCGCUCCGCGGACGGGCCGACCUGGGAUGGGCUGGUACCUGGGGCCUAAGGCACUCCUGCUUCUCUCGCCACAAUCUUUUGUCUCCUCGCUUUCUGAAUGGCUCCCUCCUCCUCAUCCACUCUCCCCUCUUUCUCUGCAUUUAGUUUUCCCUGUCGUUUUGUCACUGCCCCCCUCCAUCCUGGCCCUGUUUCUCUUUUGAUCCUCCCUCCCCUCUCUCUCCAUCUAUCAUCCUCUGUGCUUCUGUCUCCAUCCUUUGCUCUCCAGCCUCUCUGUGUCUCUUGGUUUCUCUCUCCUUCUGUCCCUGUCAUUCAAAGACUGCAGGAGAGCUGGAGGUCCAGGGGCUGAGGAGGCAGGGGGUAGGGAAUUCUCUC